GACGAAACUCGAUACUGAAAUCUUUGGAGCUUAAUAAUGAGUGAAACUGACAUAAUUUACGCCCCAUUUCAACCGUCAGACACCCGUUUGCUAACAGGAAGCAAUAACAACCAACUUCUAGUUGACAAUCCAAUUCUAUCGUCAAUUUUAGCCAAAAUAUUUCCUUACUUGUUGAUAGCUGAUAAUGCAUUGGAGAUAAUAACAUGGACUAAUGAAGACCCUUAUACCAACUUUUUAUUCAUCAUUAUCUACUCUAUUGUCAUCAUGUAUUGGAAUAGUAUAAGUUUGGUUAUUCUUCCUAUAAUCAUGGCUCUUGUGUUUUCAUAUAUGAUUUGGAUAGUGAACUCCACCAUUUUUGAUAUAAAAUAUAAUGAAAAGCCGACAAUUGACGAGAUCUUACACACUUUGCAUAAUAUUACAGUCAGAUUCGAAAUGCUUCUAAAGCCCAUUAAAAAGCUGGACUUUAAAGCUCAUAAUUUUAUUCAAAUGUUUGUCAUGACUGUGUUGUUGACACCAGUUCAUCUACUCCUCAUUAACUACGCCUUAUCCCCCAAAAAGUUUUUAUGGCUAACUGGUCUUUUUGUGUUAAGUUACCACUCCCCGUGGUCGUAUUCUUUAAGAAGGUUGCUAUGGAGAUCUGUCUAUGUGAGAAUUCUAGUAUUUUAUCUAACUGGUUUAGAUAUAAAGCUAAACAUGGAAAGUAAGUCCAAGCCUAUCAAUUCGAAGUCAAUGGAACAUGCUUUGAGUGACUUGAAAGUUUUGAACAAGUCUGUUGAGUCUCCUACCAGACUCAAACAAACAAUCCUAUUUGAAGUCUUGGAGAACGAAAGAAGAUGGAUUGGAAUCGGGUGGUCUAAGCUUCUUUUACCAAGUGAAAGGUCAAAUUAUUGCUUCCCACAUACGUUGAUCCAAACAGUAGAAUUACUGCAGUUUUCACCUCCAGUUUUCAAUGACGACUUGUACAGCUAUAGUUGGGAAUGGCUUGAUCAAAAGUGGUCCAUAGAUAAAGAGUUUAGUAAGAACAAGAACAACGGCUGGAAGUUUUUUGAUAAUUCCUGGGAAAAUGGUGAUUUCAUCGAUGGAUUCUCAAAGUUCACUAGGUCAAGAAUGUGGACGAGGAGAGCCGUGUUAUGUAUUGACAAAAGGACCAAAGUAAAUGACAAGUAAGAUAUUUAGCCUGUAUAGCAUAUUUAUGAACGAUAAAU
This is a messenger RNA of Yamadazyma tenuis ATCC 10573, 1205 nucleotides long. Lineage: Eukaryota; Fungi; Ascomycota; Pichiomycetes; Serinales; Debaryomycetaceae. The record is from RefSeq and is a predicted model, not a curated record.